Molecule: messenger RNA, 1704 nt
Organism: Ophidiomyces ophidiicola
Lineage: Eukaryota; Fungi; Ascomycota; Eurotiomycetes; Onygenales; Onygenaceae
Exons: 5
Coding region: 1-1704 (567 amino acids)
Biological process (GO): regulation of transcription by RNA polymerase II
Molecular function (GO): DNA-binding transcription factor activity, RNA polymerase II-specific; zinc ion binding
Source: RefSeq, a predicted model, not a curated record
AUGGCCGGACCUGGUGGUGGCCCUCCUCGCAAGAGCCACACGAAGUCGAGAAAGGGAUGCAAGACCUGCAAACGAAGGCAUAUCCGGUGUGAUGAGACGAUGCCGCAAUGCCGCAAUUGCACCAAGCACAACUGCCGCUGUGACUACAUGGAUAACUUCAUAGCCCAGGAGCCAGUCACGAGCCCAAGGUGCCCGGACCUGCUCAUGUCCCCUGAAAUCGACAUGGAGAUAGACGCCUGGCAACGAUCCGGAAACCCGCCCUUUCCAGAGCUCCAGCCGAGUUCGAGGGCCUACUGGUACCGGUUUUCGAAAACCGAUCUACGACUCAUCCACCACAUCUCCGGUUUAUCGAUAGACCUGCACCGCAGAGGCUACAGCAACUGCACCGUUUGGGCUCAGAAAAUGCCAGUGUUCCUUGCGAUUGCUCUGUCCAACGAUUUUGUGAUGAGCGCCAUCCUCGCCUUGUCUGCCUCGCAUCUUGCCUGGAUGACGCAAAAUCAAGACACCGAGAAUCUCGCCUACCACCAUAGGGGCGUGGCUUUGAAAGGGCUGCACGAGGCUAUUGGUGGGUUUUCUCGCGAAAACUCUGAUGCGAUUCUGGCCGCUUCUUUGCUGCUCUCGUGGCAGGCAACUGAAUGGAGGAGCUGGGCUUCCUUACAGCAGGGCGUGUCCACCGUUCUCAAUUCAAUGCAACCAUGGUGGAAGGACGAAUCAGAACUUGCGAGGUUCAUGGAAAGUCAACGGGCAUUCCGAAGCGCACGAACGCCUAUGACGCCAACCUACCCCGGAGACAUUGGCCAAUUUCACAAUGAAGACAUCAUGAGACUCGACCGUAUUCUUGCAUCAUUGCAAAACAUCCACCAACGGAUAUCACAUAAUCAGGAGCAUUACAGGAGGAUAACAGACCUCUUGAACUUUGCCCACCGCCUCCGGGAGGAUCUGCCGAUACAAUCACCGGAGAAAGCCUUCGAAAGGCUGCAGCCUUUGAGGACGUGGCUUUUCUGGUUGCCUCCAACGAUGUUGCGAGGCGGCGACUCCGACCUGGGAGCCCUCGCCGUGCUUUCGCAGUUUUUCGGCCUCGCUCUGGCCUUGGAGCCAAUCUUCCCAGAGUUCGGUGGAUCCUAUCUUGGUACUAUGUCCGUGACUCCGAUAGAGGAUAUCCGGCGGAUAUUGUAUCACCGAAGGGCCACGAAUCCGUUUGCUCCGGAUGUACCACUUGCCUUGACCCUUAUGGAACUCCCUGGAGAGAUCGUCGCAGAAUACCGGAGCCGCCUCCAGUGGUCGCCCAGGACCUCACUUGAUGCCUACUCGCCCGGCUCACAUAGCCCCUACCAGUCGCUCCCAACACCUCACCUGCCCCCCACGCCUACCACCGCAGCGCACUACCCGACCUACACCAACUCGCCGCUGCAUUCGCCGCUCACACCGGCAAUCGUGGGGUCGCCCUAUCAAAUGCCGACGAUGCUGGAUUCGCGGCGGCAUUCCCAAGCCUACGCCACGUCACCCAGUCUGCCUCCAGACUCGAUCACCGACCGGGCCCCGCAGUACAAACACAACCCGCAUGAGCACCACUCUGCGGGCUUCAACCCGGCCUACCUGGGGAAUUUAAUCCACCCGGGAACCCCGCUGGGCAUUGAUUACAGUCAUGCGCAUUCGGUGGAUAUGACAGGAGGGUUGGUCGCCCCAGAGCUCUGUUGGACCUAA